CCGAAAAAGUAUAUGAAUGAAUCAAAACCCCUUUCGACAACCAAACUCUCUCCCUCUCUCUCUCUCUCUCUCUCCCCCCGAUGCAAAGUUGCAAACGAAAACAAAACCAAAGUAGAGAGAGAAAGUAACACUAAUUAGCAGAGAAGAAUAAGAGAGAGAGAGUAAUCAGAAUUUUCAAGAGAUGGAAUUCGACGAGCAAGAGGAGCAAGAAGAAGAGCUGUGUGUGCCAGGAGGAACGGGUUAUGACCCUAUUGGAAACCCGACCCGGGUUAAAAUGUCCGGUUCGGAACCCAUGUUGGUGGUUCAACCCAUGACCGUGAGGAACAACAACAACAACAACAACAGCAGCAACAUGGUGAAGCCAAAAUACAGAGAGUGUUUGAAGAACCAUGCCGUGGGGAUCGGCGGACACGCACUCGACGGUUGCGGCGAGUUCAUGCCCGCCGGCACGGAGGGAACCCUCGACGCACUCAAAUGCGCCGCCUGCAACUGCCACCGCAACUUCCACCGCAAGGAGACUGAGCUCGCCGGAGCAGGACCAGGAGGAGGAGGACCGUAUCUCCUGACUCACCACCCCCACCACCACCAGCCGCCGCCGUUUGCGGCCUACUACCGGACACCGGCGGGGUACUUACACGUGAGCGGGGGGCAGCAGAGAGCGGGAACGCUGGCUCUCCCUUCGACCUCCGGAGCUGGAGGUGGAGGAACAGCGCGGGAUUUCGAGCAGGAAGACGUGAGUGGCGGUGGCGGGGGCGGAGGAGGAGGGUCAUCAUCACGGAAGAGGUUCAGGACGAAGUUCACGCAGGAGCAGAAGGAGAAGAUGCUGGAACUUGCAGAGAGAUUGGGAUGGCGGAUUCAGAAACACGACGAGGGUGCGGUUCAAGAGUUUUGUAACGAGACGGGUGUGAAGCGGCAUGUUCUCAAGGUUUGGAUGCAUAACAACAAACACACCCUCGCUUCAUGAAAAGGAAUGUAUAUUGGGUGAGUUGGGUGGAUGGGAGAAACAAAGGUUGCUACUACUCAGGACUCUACUGCUACUGCUGCUGCUACUACUAUUACUGUUUAUUUCUUUUUUAGGGUUUCUUUGUGUUUUCUUAUUCUUCGGGGAUCGUAUUAUUUAUGUAUGUUGCUAGCUAGAGGAGUUGCCUUGUUUCAGUCAUAGGAGGGGGAUCGCACGCAUUGUACUAGAAUUAAUUAGAGCCCACGGAUUAAUAUUAUAAUUUCAUGAUCAACUCAACUAAUUUCUUUUCA
Arachis duranensis is the source of this 1251-nucleotide messenger RNA. RefSeq names its product zinc-finger homeodomain protein 1. Gene Ontology annotation, biological process: regulation of DNA-templated transcription; regulation of developmental process. The transcript has 2 exons. Gene Ontology annotation, molecular function: DNA-binding transcription factor activity; transcription cis-regulatory region binding. The coding region runs from base 182 to 964 and encodes 260 amino acids. Gene Ontology annotation, cellular component: nucleus. NCBI's taxonomy places the organism in Eukaryota, Viridiplantae, Streptophyta, Magnoliopsida, Fabales, Fabaceae. The record is from RefSeq and is a predicted model, not a curated record.